UCGACCGGGUUCUAACUUCGACCGAAUUCGGUAUUGGGUCAGAAAAAUAUUUGAUAAAAAAAUAAAUAAAUAUUACUGGCUUUAAAAAAAUAUAUCUUUAUUUACACAAUUGAAUUGCGUUGUGUUUUCCUUUUGAAAUGACAGGUCUAUCUUUAGCCGUUUUCGAGCACUUUAUCCACGAAGUUAGGCUAGUUAGCGUCCGUGAGUUUUAUCGAGUGAAAAUAUCAAAUUUGCAUUUUGUGAGCUUUUUAGUGCCUUCUUUCAUAAUGCCUAAAACACCAAAAGAUAAAAAAGAAAAAAGGUCGUAUAUUUCGUAUGAAACGGAAAACCUAGAAAAGGCUGUAGAUGCAGUAAGACAGGGCAUGUCUUAUGGCAAGGCAGCAUUGCAGUUUGGGGUGCCCAAAACAACUAUUAUUGACCAUGUUAAGGGCCGAAUAAAAGCAGGGUCUAAGCCUGGUCGAAGCUGUGAAAUUGACCCUGCUUUAGAAAAACAGAUAGUAUCGAGAGUCCUCGAUGCUUCAAAAGCGGGGUUUCCAUAUACAAAACGCCGGCUUCUAGCAAUGGUAGGAAACAUUGCAAGGCGUCUGGAAAUAAAAACAAGAUUCAAAAAUGGUGUUCCUGGAGAGGGGUACUGGAGGAAAUUGAAGGGGAGGCACCCUGAACUGACCAUCCGGAAUCCAGAAGCCUUACCACAGUGUCGAAUGACAAUGCUCAACAGCAAUGUUGUAAAAAACUACUUUGAAGCUCUAGGGAAGCUGUUAGACGAUCUGCAGCUUACUUCGCGGCCUAAAUGCAUUUGGAAUUGUGAUGAGACUGGAGUACAGUUACAGCACAAGCCAACAAAAGUAGUUGCCCAGAAGGGAGUAAGAGGGGUGUCAGCACGUGUGACAGGGUCUCGUGAAAACAUAACCAUAUUUGCCACCAUUAAUGCCGCUGGCGAGUCAAUGCCCCCCAUGAUAAUAGUGAAGGGCAAAACCCAGCGAGCAGUUUCGUCGUUCAACGUCUGUGAUGCGCCAAAGGGAGCUGUGUAG
Molecule: messenger RNA, 1031 nt
Organism: Physella acuta
Lineage: Eukaryota; Metazoa; Mollusca; Gastropoda; Physidae
Cellular component (GO): nucleus
Molecular function (GO): DNA binding
Source: RefSeq, a predicted model, not a curated record